Molecule: messenger RNA, 784 nt
Organism: Microdochium trichocladiopsis
Lineage: Eukaryota; Fungi; Ascomycota; Sordariomycetes; Xylariales; Microdochiaceae
Exons: 1
Biological process (GO): DNA-templated transcription
Molecular function (GO): DNA binding; zinc ion binding
Source: RefSeq, a predicted model, not a curated record
AGCUGAUCGGGCUGUACUACCGCCUGAUCCACCCGGCUCAUCCGUUCCUCCUUCCUCAGACCAGAUACAACCAGGACGAGGGCGUCUUCCCACGGCAUCUCAAGCACGCCAUGUGCUUCAUCGCCAGUCACCACGCGACUGUGAGCGCCACCGAGAAGCAGCGAUUCAGUGAUGCGAGCAACGCCAUCUUUGCGCCAGAUAUUCCCCAUGACGCCUACAAGGUCCAGACCUUCGUUUUGCUAACUCUCGCCGCGUAUGCCCGUUUCGAGCGAGAGCAAGGAGUCCAGGCGCUCAACGCUGCCAUCAGUACUGCCUAUGAGAUUGGCCUCGACUCCGACACUUAUGGCCAGGAUCAUGACCCGUUACUCCGUGAGAGCUGGCGAAGGACCUGGUGGGAGCUGUACACGGUGACGGGCCUCAUUUCGCUCGUCAGCGGCACUCAUGCGCGACUAAGUCUGCCAGAACGCAGAGAGUUACCGGGCGACUGCAACGCCUACAACGCAUCAACGCCGUCGUCCACACCUCACAUGGAUGUUCGUGAUAUGAGGCGGCGCUUCCGAGCCGAGGAAGCUGCGACUUGUUCCUCUUUUGCAUACAAGGUCGAGGCUAUGCGAAUUCUGUCAAUGGUACUGGACACUCCUAUUCAACGGCAAAACGACAGUUCUUCAGCAGGGUCGCAGGCUGCUGAAGCAGCUGUUGCAAGUUUCCUCUUGUCACUUCCAGACGAUAAGCGUGAGGCACUCAAGGCGGACGGCGAGGUCGACGAGGUGAUGAGCUGCGCUCU